Pelobates cultripes (western spadefoot toad) is the source of this 10533-nucleotide messenger RNA. The record is from the annotation of a GenBank genome assembly. Lineage: Eukaryota; Metazoa; Chordata; Amphibia; Anura; Pelobatidae.
GGCCUUUGAACUGAGCGGGAUCUAAAGAUUCUCCUGAUUGGCUAAUAGGCUGCUGUCCGCUCAGUGCUUGUUACUGUAGCCAGUCUCGGUUCCGGUGCAGAACACCGGCUUCGUUCUAAUCGCGUGCUGACAGCCGCCUCUGCAGCCCACAAUACAGCGAGACCUUCUCCCUCUGCAUACAGGCGCUCUAAUUGCAGGUCCGUGUAAAUAUAUGUAUAAGCUGGGAGUGCCUUUUAUCUGUCAUUUUUACAAUUUUUAGGCCCAUUUUCUGCAUAUGCACUGAUCUCAUGCGCCCACGUUCAGUGUCUUGAGGUCUUGCCCCAUAUUAAUUGGGGCUCUCUUGUGACCUCCAGCCCUCUUGUUCGCCCGCUGUCAUCUGGCUAUAUGCCCUCUUUUGCAUAGCGCUGCAAAGUAUAAUCGCUUGUUGAAAAAACAGGACAUGUAGGUCUCAUGUAACAUAAACAAUAAUAGGUUUUUAAAAAUCAGCAAGUUCCUCUCACCAUAGCAGAGAUUGGCUAACAAUUUCUUUACCUAUUCUUGGUGCUCCAGAGCUUUUUAAAGAGAGGUUACGCAUGACCCACACACUAAUGCACAACCAGAGUUUAUGGGAUAUAUUGUUUAGCUUCCUAUUUAAAGAAUCAGUCUUGGUACCAUAACUCGUACAGCCUGCUGUAGUUUAGAUUCUGUCCAGUUGUAGACCUUUAGGGGAGCACUCCUGAUGUUACCCACGUCAGGUUACUUACCCGUAGUCUAACAUCCUGCCAUGUUGUACAGUCAAUGUUUUUAAAUAUAUAGUGUGUGGCAGCUGAUUGCCGUGAGAGUGCUUGCAGAAAGCAUGCUCAGGACUCUAUGAUGAUGCUGUGAUAUGUGCUCCUCACAGCUCCUGGUGGCAUAUCCUGAUUGUGGUGGGCACCGUUAGUCCCAUGGUUCUCAACCAUGCUAAAGGUAUGUGGUAAAUAAAUAUAUGAUUAGGGAGACCAGAGUAACAGGUGAGAGGGAAAACAUGGAGAGAGAGAGACAAGAGUGUUGAGGGAGAGAAUAAGAGGAGAGGGGGGAAAGGGUGGUGUUAAAGGGACACUAUAGUCACCCAGAACACUUCAGUUCAAUCAAGUGGUCUGGGUGCCAGGUCCUUCAGGUUUUAACCCUUGACGUGUAAACAUAGCAGGGUUAAUCCAACCUCUAGUAGCUGUCUUCCUGACAGCCGCUAGAGGUGCAUCUGCGACGCUGGAUGCGAAAUUCGCAUCCAGCAUGCAGAACGUCCAUAGGAAAGCGUUGAGAAAUGUUUUCCUAUAGACAGUUUGAAUGUGCACACGGCACUUGCCGCUCAUGCGCAUUCCGCUCCACUGGGAGCUGCGUCGGCGGGGGAGGAGAGGUUACCAGCACAGAGGGAGCCCGGUGCUGGAUUAAGGUAAGUUGCGGAAGGGGUUUUAAUCCCUUCAGCGCCACCGGAGGGGGACCCUGAGGGUGGGGGCACCCUUAGUGCACUAUAGUGUCAGGAAAACCGCUUUGUUUUCCUGACACUUUAGUGAUCCUUUAAAUAUGGAGAAAAUAACAAAAGGGCAUAAUCAGUAGAGAAGGACACAAGGGGGGAGGGAAUUGAAAUAGGGGCACCACCAAUUCAAAGCUUCCCAAUAAGGGACAAUGCCUCCAGUAGCUGUCUGUGUGACCGUCGCUAUAGGCUUGAUGAUCUCCGCCAGGGAGGUGGGAUGGCAAAGCAGUUUGGUAAGUGAGAAAAGGGGUAAGUAAAUAUCUACUUUUUAAAGCUUACGAAGGGGGGUGACUCUUACCUGGUGGGACAUUACUGGGGAAUUGUUGGCAUUAUAACUGCUACAGUGCACUGUAUUUGUUAUGGUCAACGUUUGUGAGCUUAGAGGGUACUCCAUAGACAAGAGCAAUGUAACAUGUAUAUGUCUGUCUAUUCCCUAUUUACCUCCUGGGCUCAUAAACCUUGCCAUUUAAUCCCACUAGCUGACCUCUCUUUGUACUCUUCAUUUUAAAAAGUUAGUCUAAACACCAAGUCUUAAGAAGGGAUUUUUAUUUUUAUAUAUUUGCACCCAUUGAUUUGUAUGCAUCAGUAUGAUUACAGGAAAUGUCACUCUGUGUAUGAAAAAACAGAAUCAUUUGCGUGGGAGAAUUUUAAGAAGAGGGAAAUUUUGAUUGAUCUGUAUCAUUGUAAAAAUGUCAAAACUGAAUUUCAUUUCAUAAAUUCCUUCUCCUGAAGGUGUGAAUGGUGAUAGAUGCCAGUGUCGCAAAGAGCUCCACAUAAAAAUAAGAGCAUAAAAAUGUUUGUUGGUAAUGGCUUACUUUGGCAGCACAGGUGUUUUUCAACUACAUGUCUUGUGAUGCUCACUCAGGGAAAUGUAGUUUAAAACAAUCAUGGGUGCCAUGGUACCCCAUCACUGGUAUCUAGGCAUACCAAAAUGCUUUGGUUAAUGUUAUGCGGAAAUUAAUUAUGCACAUUAGUGUUCUCUCGGGCACUGAUUCCUUUUACUUUUAGUGUGUGCAGUCAUAUAAUCAUUUAGACCACAGAGUUUAAGAAAAGUGCUUUUUAUAUUUGUUUUAGGGUGUAUUAUAUUAAAAUCUAAAACUGUUUCAUCAAGCUAAUUUUACAAUUGACGAAUGUGUCUUAUAUCUAACACCAUGCACAUAACGUGCCUCUCUCUAACAAAAGGUCAACAACCACUGCUCUAGGGCAUUAUAAAUAUCUUUUUACCUGAGUUUUUUUUCAUUUUGUGUGUGGUUCUGUUUCUAGGAAAAUGCAACGCACUUCACGUUUAAACAGGGAGCUGCAGCUUCUUAACACAGAGCCUCCUCCUGGGGUCACCUGCUGGCAGCAUGAAAACAAGAUGGAUGAUCUACGAGCCCGUGAGUAUGAUCCAUCUUGUUAUCAAAUAUUACUAUAAAUGUUGCUAAAACUGAAGCUCGGUCAUAUAUAUGUUACCGUUAAAGUGCAGAAAUCAGUUAAUGUGCACAUUACCUAGUUAAUCUGCAGAUUAAAUAGGGCGAUCAGUUAAAGUGCAGAAAAUGAUUUCGUUUCUCAAAUAUUUCUCACAUUACAUAGGUAAUCUGCAAAUUACCUACUAGGCACUCGUUAAAGUGCAAAAAAAUAAUUUUGUCCUCCAUCUCUCUGAGGGUCUCACAGCUCUGAAGGACACCAUGGUGUGCACAGGCUGCUGUUCUGUUCUUGUCUGGAUCAUAUAGUCACAUACCUCUUCAAACAGUUAUCCCGAACUGGUAAGAAACGAGGAGCCCUCACCACCACAUGAGAGCGAGCGCUUCCUGCACAUUAUGCAGCAACACCCUGAAUUGAUCCCAGCAGAUGCUCUCCACUGUUCUCAAUAUCAUCAUAUAUUUGAAGACUGUCGGAAUCAGUGGUCCAUGAGCAGACCUCUCCUUGGUCUCAUUCUUCUCAAUGAGAGAAGUAUUUCUCAGACGUACGGAGCAGUAUUGUUAGUAGCUAGCCCCCUCUGAGAAGCAACAAGCCAUGCGUCUAUGCUUUGAGAAUUUGAUGGUGGAGGGCAUUGAAAGGAACUUGCUCACAAAAGAAUCGAGACAUGUUCACGCAUAAUCUUUCUGCCUUCAGACGAGAAGUGAACGACUCUGCAGAGACUGCACUGAAAGGGUGAAACAGGUUCUGCAAGGACGUUUUUGUAAUAAAUAAUUUCCUCUUUUACCGAGGGAAAGAAACAAACAUUUUGCACUUUAACUAUACGGAAGCAGUUAAUGUGCACAUUACCUAGGUAAAGUGCGGAAAACUCUUGAUUCCGCACUUUAACGGAGCAAAUCAGUUAAUCUGCAGAUUAACUAGGUAAUGUGCACAUUAACUGAUUUCUCACUUUAACUGUAACAUAUACAUAUGUACCAUCUCAAAUGAGCAUAUGUGUUUUUAACUCCAUUAGAUACUGCACAUGUUCCAGAGAUUUUGUAUACUUUCUCUAAAUUGCACUGCCUAAAAAUAUCUUGGUUAAUCCAUGUUAUUACUUUCUAACCAAAAGCAGAAAUGAAGAGCACAUAUGGAUGAUGUCAGUAAUAGAGGAUGUUGCUACUGCCUCAUGGAAGUCACUCAUGGUCCCUACAGUCAUAGUCUAAGAGCAAUAAGUAGAACAAUCACUUGCUGCUAAUUCACUGGAGUGAAGUUCUCAUUGAUUUUUUUGUUGUGAUUUUUCUCUGUGUAGAGAAAGAUGAUACAUUUUGUCUUUCCCUUCAUAAUGGAUGAUGUUCUAAAUAGUUCCUGUUUCUCAUCAGAGGUUGUUGGUGGCUCUGGUUCUCCAUAUGAGGGUGGUAUCUUCAACUUGGAGAUUGUAAUUCCAGAAAGGUAUGGAAAGAAAUUUCAUAUCCAUUCUUGUAUGUGGUGAGUGUCAUGACCAGGUUUACCUGCAAGCUCCAACAGUGGGGAGAGGGUGGGUAUGUAAUAGGUUAAUAGAACUUGGCUUCUGGAUUUAUUAACUCUACCCUCUGCCAGAGCACAAAAUUAGAUUAAAUUAACCUCCAAAUACCACCUACAACGCCCUAGGUUCUAGUUAAAAGACAUAAACAGUUUGUUUCGAAAGGUUUCUCUGAAUCAAAUUCCUUUUAAUCCACAUUGGGAGUAAUCCAUCGUCCAGGAUUUACAUGUGAAGGUAAAUUCAAUUAAAUUCAGUCUUAUUCAAUGAAUACAACUUCACAGGUAAAUCCUGGACAAUCAAAACAUUUUUUGCACUGCUACCACCAAGACUCUAUAUGGGCAUCUUCAGGUACCCUUUAAAUCUGACACCAACUCGUUCUGGAUAGACUAUUCAUAUUUUAACUGUAGCUAAGCAAUAAGAAUUUUGUGCACUGAUGAUCCAGUUUUACAUUAAUGGAAAGUGUAUAUCACUAGAGUCUAGAUAGGCCUUCAAUUGGGUCCUGAAGAGCACAGGCACAUAAUGUAAUUAAUGAUUGGGAAAGAGGUGAGCUCUUGAGGUUGCGUUAGCAUUAAUGUCAGACUGAGGUAUUUGCAAGGCCAGAAAGUUGCAGUAGUCAAGUCAGAAAAUCAGUGCAUCAAAAAAGUUUUAGUAUAAAGAUCAUGCCCAUCCAGUGUCACUGCUUAAUUAUCUGCCAUUUAGUAGUUAAAUCACUUUUGUUUAUGUUUAUGCAGCUAUAUCCACAACACCCCACCUCUUUUGUUACUAACAUGGCCAACAUGAAAAAAAGUUUCAUUUUAAAUCAGAUGUGACAGCACAAUGUGUUUAUUUUAGAUGUUUUUUUUAUCUAGUGCCCUGUUAAUUUAACUGUAAUCAAACACAGGGCUGCAGACUAUUAAAGCAGGAGAUAAUAAAUUAUAAAUGAAACAGAUUGUGCAAUAAAGAAAGUUUAAAUAUUAUAUCUCUCUGUACAGGAAAUGUGUAUGUAGACUGUGUAGGUCACGUGCAGGAGAGGUAUGACUAGGGCUGUAUAAAUAAAGUGAUUUAACCUACUUCCUAAAUGGCAGAUAAUUGAGCAGUUAGACUUCAGGGGCAUGAUCUAUGCACAAAACACUUAUUUACGCUAAAGCUGUUUUGAUGCUUAUUGGCAGAGCUGCAGUGUGGUGGAGAAGGGAGUUAAAGGUGUUAGGAACCAUAAGAAUUGGUAGAGAUGAGGGAAGUAAAAUGCUCUAAUUUAGCAAGGGAGAGGGCAGAAGUAUAGGGACAUACCUUGAAUUUAUUGUAGACAGUUUGGUAUGAUGCAAGACUUUCUCCAACAAUGUUCUGCAGUACAAAACAUUUCUGGAGAUAAUGAGUGAGCUUGAUGUGCCAGGAUUAUAUGGUUGUCACAUAGAAAGAGCUUCAAUUAAUGCAACCACGUUUAGAGUGGUAGGCAGGACACAAUUGUAUGAGAUAGCUUUGAAGAGUCAGGAGAGAAUUGAGAAACUAAGGAAGACAAGUGACGCAGAUCAAGGGAGCUAAGAUUUCUGAGAGCCAAAAAUAAGAUUUAAAGGUACACUAUAGGCACCCAGACCACCUCAGCUCAUUAAAGUGGUGUGGGUGCAGUGUCCCAGUCCCACUUAGUCCUGCCAUUUAAAUCAUUGCAGUUUCUAAGAAAUCCAAAAUUAAAGCAAAAAUACCCAAGUCCUGACCAUAGCAAAGUUAGAGAAUAGUUCCAGAUCAGCUAUCUUUGCCUCCAUUUUUCCAUUGUUCUUGUCAAUGUCCAUGACUCAAGACAAGGGCAUCCAAUCUUUGAUAUUAUUUUGUGUCAGGACAAGUAGAAUAUACUGGCGAACAAGUAAUUGGGCUACCACUUUAGUCCAUUGGACAUGCUGAUUUAUUAAAAAAUUCCACACCUGUGAUGAUUUUGUUGGAUAGUUAAUACUUUUCCAAACACUACCUUUGUUGCAACACUGCAUUGCUGCAAGUACCAGAGCUUUCUGCUUUAUUUGAAAUGCUACCUAGGUUCCGGGACCAAUUCAGAAUACAGUUUAUUUCUUUGUAGUUUGCAAGUGCACUAAAAGGUUCUCAAUCUGAAAGAAUAUGGUCAGCUUUGGUUUUUAGUUGUUUUUUUUUUUUUUUUGUCUUGCAGAUAUCCUUUUGAGCCCCCCAAGAUUCGAUUCUUGACCCCAAUCUACCAUCCCAACAUUGACACAGCAGGGAGAAUAUGCCUGGAUAUUCUCAAACUGCCCCCCAAAGUAAGAUAGCCCUAGCUUACCUUGAGUAUGGUGUUGUGUUUUUUGUCAGUGUCUGGGAUGUCACAUUUGUCCUUGAUGGCAUAUGACCAGUCUGUAUCACACAGGGUGCUUGGAGACCGGCCCUCAACAUAUCCACUGUUCUUACUUCUAUCCAGCUGUUGAUGAAUGAGCCAAAUCCAGAUGAUCCUCUCAUGGCUGACAUUGUGAGUGUCACAUUAUGGCUAGUUUUUGAAGAUCUGUGACUUUCCAGAUGUUGGUGAAACAUAGGGAUGCACCAAAAUGAAAAUUCUGGGCCGAAACUUCAGGAUGCCCUUGGCCGAAAACCGAAAAUGACUUCUAUAAUUUUAUUAAUAUUAGACUUUUUAAUGAAUUAAACAAGCAAUAUAAACUCUGAAGAUAAAAGCAGUGCUUUAGAAGAAAAUACAUGAGAACCAUUAAGCUCACAUAGGUUGGUAUGCAGUCAGAAUACCAAGUACUGAGCGUGUUACUGAAUGUAUCCCUAAACACAAAGGGUGGCUCUGCACACAUGCAAGCAGUGCACUGUCCACAAGGUAAAAAAUUAUAUUCUGCACAUUAAUGAAUAACCACCAAUAUGUUCAUUGCUGUACAUAGCCAUAUAAAAAAUGAAAAGGGAAACACGUGUAUAUUACAUACACACAAGUAUACAAAAUAUUUUUGAUCAUAGUACACUCCAGGUACACUGAUCAGUUUUUGUAGUUAGGAUUGCAUGGGAACACAAAACAUAAUGUUUACUCUUGUAAUGCAAUCACUCUGUGUUCAUAGAACUCUAAAUGAACAGUACUGUAUACAGAUUGGGAUGGACUAUGCUGGAUAUACAGGAAGCACUGCUGUAAGCAUACAAACCUUUACAUAUACUUGGUAGAUCUACACAGCACUGGAUAUACUACAGGCAAAACAACAUUAACACUAAUGUAAUCCUAUGUUUAGUAGCCAACACAAAAUGCAUUGGGAAUACUGUAUUUCAUAUUUGGUAAUCCCCAUGUUGGCACAGCACUGGUUAUAUCACAAGCAUUAAAAAGCCUUUUUUAUUGGAGGUUUACAUGUUGUGAAUUGGGAAUCUGCAGGUAUGUAAUACUCACUGUACACAGCACAGGAUUCUUUGUAGACGAUCAUGGACACAGCACUGUGUAUAUACAGCAUGUGAGUCUUUGUACUGGAUUAUCAUGGGCACAGCACAGAGUAUACAGCAAUACUAUAAUAUCCCUUAGUACUGGGUAUACACCCCCUCCCCCCCCCAGGAUGCCCUUGCUAGUUACCUUGGCUCUCUGUCUCCUGCUGGUUCUCUGGCCCUCGUGGGUCUCCGGUUGCCCACCAUGAUGCCCGGCCAUAAUGUUUGACCCUGAGGAUGGCCAGUGCCCCAGGAAGCCCUCUCUUUCUUCCAUGGAGUCCUCCCCAGAGCAGCCUGGUGUCCAGCGAGGUCAUGAUUAGGAGGAGGAGGGUAGGGGCUCCCGCCUGCCACCGCCGCUCUCUAUCUUCUUCACGGUCAGCAUGGAGAGAUGUUGGAGCGGGGCACAGCCAGGGAAGCGGUGAAUCCUCUGUGUGUGAAAGGCAAGCUGUCUAUUUUUGGUAGAUUUGCCCCUUUUUCAGCUGAAGUGGGAUAGGCCCAUUUUCGGCCCGAAAUUUCGGUGCAUCCCUAGUGAAGCAUCAAUUCCCAGCAGUCUUGUCUAAGGGUGAUUUGAUUUAUGUUGGCUGAAGAGUUUCUGUUUCCAUUUACAUCUUUGAGGUAGUGGAAUACAUGUUUUAUAAGGCAUUAGUAACAUGGGAUGCAUAAUGAAUAACAUGUUCAUAAUGUAUUUAACAAUUUUGUAAGCUUACUACCUUACAUUUAUCAUAAACACAUACAAACAUUCCUUUCCAAUAUUUGCAUUUUAUAUAUAUACAUAUAUAUAUAUUUAUUUAUUUUCCUUCCUGUCAGUCAUCAGAGUUUAAGUACAACAGAGCCAUGUUCACAUCCAAUGCACGUAAAUGGACAGAGCAGCAUGCUAUGCCCAGGACACAGGUGAGAAUGGUUUCCACACUUCAUACCAAUGACUCUAAUCUAGAGAUUAAUGGUCAGGUUUAAUUUCAUUUUUAGUUUAUGUACAAUUGUCAUGUUUUGGUUUGGUUUUCAGUGCAUUUAUUAUAUUUCUUUACAGGACACUAAAGCUGAUUUAAAAGAAAAUGUUACACCAACUGAAAGCACUUUACAGAAAAGAAAGAGUGAGGAACUCCCAAGGGAACCCAAAAAAUCUUUCAAAGGACCAUGAAAACAAAUUUUCUUCAUUUGUGUAUGUGUAUAGUUAUAUUGUAUAUAUUUUUGUAUUUUCUGCAUCAUUAAAAAAAGUGUAAUUUUCACAUAUUUGUUUAGCCACUUCAUAGUUUAGAUUGCAGAAAUAGGCAACACAAUUUUACCUGUAAUAAUAUUCAGGGAUUUUGUUAAUGUUAUGUAUAUAAAGAAUAAAAUUUGUUUUAAAGUUUGUGAGUUUUUUUUGUUUUUUUUGUUUUUGUUUUAAAGAGAACUGUCACAUGUAAAGGGACACUAUAGUCACCUGAACAACUUUAGCUUAAUGGAGUUUUGGUGUAUAGAACAUGCCCCUGCUCAAUCUCUGCCAUUUAGGAGUUAUAUCCCUUUGUUUAUGAACCCUAGUCACACCUCCCUGCAUGUGACUUGCACAGCCUUCCAUAAACACUUCCUGUAAAGAGAGCCCUAUUUAGGCUUUCUUUAUUGCAAGUUCUGUUUAAUUAAGAUUUUCUUAUCCCCUGCUAUGUUAAUAGCUUAUUAGACCCUGCAAGAGCCUCCUGUAUGUGAUUUAAAGUUCAAUUUAGAGAUUGAGAUACAAUUAUUUAAGGUAAAUUACAUCUGUUUGAAAGUGAAACCAGUGGGGUUUUUUUCAUGCAGGCUCUGUCAAUCAUAGCCAGGGGAAGUGUGGCUAGGGCUGCAUAAACAGAAAUAAAGUGAUUUAACUCCUAAAUUACACUGAAUUGAGCAGUGAAAUUGCAGGGGAAUGAUCUAUACAUUAAAACUGCUUUAUUUAGCUAAAGUAAUUUAGGUGACUAUAGUGUUUAACAUAAUUUGUUGGAUAACCUUCAUAACCUACCAGUUGUCAUGAAAUUAAUUUUUUUUAGCAGGUCUAGAGAAAACACUACACUAGAUGCAAGCUUCACACUCAAAUCUGACUCUAAGAGUGGACACCUAUUGAUCACAGGAGCCUGAGAAAUUAUAACAUUAGAGGGUUAUCAGUUGCUUUGACUCCAUAAGAGAUCCCACAUUUUAUUUGAAGGCUAAUAGUCUCAGUGAUUCCUACCAAGCAAGCAAAAUUGAUUACUCUUGACCGGGCCUCCCAAAUUUCCUGAUCUCCAUAGGCACUAGUUGCCUCCACCAGGGACAUACUUCAAUGUCAAUCCUACGCAGAUAAUCAAAGACCCAUGAAAACACUCCAGGAAAAGGCACCUCUGGACUUUGAAUCGCAUAAUCUAACUUUCUUUCAAGAUCUCAACCGCUCCACACUGCUUUAAUGGAAAUCGAUGCAGCCGAUCAUAAAGAAGCUACUAGAAGUGGGCGCACCAUGGAAACUGCUUGUCUAUAAUAAGAAGACGUAUAAGGCCACAGCCCCUGACAAAGCCUCCACUUUAAUUGCAACUUUUGGCAUAGAGUGAUUCACACUAGCAGCAACAAGACAUGGGCCCACACAUAACUGGGAUAUCUCAAACAUGGUACCCAUUUGUCCCUACCAGGGGACAGGACUCUGUGACCUAUGAGCAAAUAGUUUGCAGGCACUUGAUAAUUAUGUCUUUUUUACACCACCCACUGAACCAUCACAAGGUGGUCUUCAGGUGUCUGCUCCAUACUUAGUUUUCUGAUAAUAUUUUUGGUUUCACCACUGGGGUUUCUUUCUGAUUUCUUUAAAAGAUUC